GCUGUACCGUGACGAAGGUGAAGUCCCUGAUACUGACUUAACUUUACAUUACCUCUUCAACCUAGAACAGAUCAGACCAGACUGAACGGUGCCACACAAAACCUGAAAUCAUGGGGCAGUCUUUGCAGAGACAUUCACCUCCCAAGCUAUUCCCUGGAGACAUUGUGGAGUAUCCCCGGAACAAAUACUUCUCCCACUUUGCCAUCUACUAUGGCGAGCUGCAUGGCGUUCAGUAUGUGGCUCACCUGACAUCCCGAGAUUCUGACUCCAAGCUCCUGCUCUUUGGAAGGGCCCUCAGGUCAGAGGUCAAAUUGGAUCCGAUAGAACUGCUGGGAAGGAAUUACAAGGUCAACAACAUGCUGGAUGAUUGUGUCCCAGCCAGAGAUUUCCACAAUGUGGUGAAACAGGCCAUCGACAACAUGAUUGGACAGGAAGUGACUUUUGACAUCCUGUUCCACAAUAGCGAGCACCAAGCAACGUUCUUCCGAUACGGAGUCAAGAAGUCCGAGCAGAUUGAGAGAAUCUAUGAGCACAUAAUGCCUGCGUGGAAGAAGCUCUUUGAGAAGAAGAAGCUGUGAAAGAGCAUCAAUUGCAGUUUUUUACUGUUUUCCCCUCCUGCCACAUCUUUAUAAAAAUAAAUUAAAAAUAGACAAACUGGAAAAAA
Molecule: messenger RNA, 664 nt
Organism: Nerophis lumbriciformis (worm pipefish)
Lineage: Eukaryota; Metazoa; Chordata; Actinopteri; Syngnathiformes; Syngnathidae
Gene: plaat1l
Product: phospholipase A and acyltransferase 1-like
Biological process (GO): N-acylphosphatidylethanolamine metabolic process
Cellular component (GO): cytoplasm
Molecular function (GO): glycerophospholipid phospholipase A1 activity; A2-type glycerophospholipase activity
Source: RefSeq, a predicted model, not a curated record